GAAGAAGGCAAGGAACCAGCAACCGGCUGAUACGAUUGUGACAAUCGGCUUGCCUGAUCAAGCGUCCGAGCGAGAUCGGCAGUUGCAUGAUGUCGGUGAUAGGCCGGAGCAUCUAUCGCAGCGCCCUGAGGGCGGCAGCGAGGAUAGAUGAAUCUCCCGUCAACAAGUACGCCACCCAGCACAGAUGCAUUCACCCAGAUCCUUCAAUGCACACCACACACAUGAUCUGUGCACAUGGUGUGUGCAGGUCGCUGGUCUUCUCCCGCCCCACCUCUAUCUGGAAUCGCCGUGACCGCUCCAUCCUCCACUUCCCGCCCUCACACUCAGGCGAUGCAGAUCAGCGGCCCGCCACGUCUGCAGCAGACGCCCUGCUCAGAGAAUUCACAUCGGGAGGCGAGCACUACCGCCCUGAGGCCUCGCUGCUGCACGUGCUGAGGUCGCAUUUCAGGCAAAAGAGGGCGCCGGGCGAGCUGAGCGACCUCGAGGGCACCGGGGGCUUCAGGCUGUUGAGGCAGCUCAACAACGUGGUCGACACCUUCGAGAGGUUCCCGCCGCCCGUGACGUUCCCGCAUGUGUUGGGGAGUGACAUCCCUGCGCUGCCGUACCACCCUGUGCCGCUCUCGGAGGACAAGCUGAGGGUGGGCUCACUGCUCGUGGCACACCCGGCGGCAUGUGUCUUCCAGGUCAGGCAGAGCGGCAGCAAACCACACACGGAUGGUCACCUGUUUCUCUUCUGUGUGUGUGGGUGUUGAUGUCCGUCAGCCGGUGCUUUAUCGCAGUGUGAUUCUGUUGACCCACGCCCUUGACGGCUCCAUCAUGGGAGUGGUGCUCAACCACCCCCUGCCCACCACAGUCGGCCACUUCCUGCAACAAUCAAGGGAAAACCCGACAACACAACAGCAACCGCAGCAACCACAGCAACCACAGCAGCAGACCUCGCCCCCGUCCCCCCCUUCACCCCCCUCCACCCCUCCAGAGGCCUCCCCCUCCCCUGCCCCUCCGAAAGAGCAGGAGGCAGCACCAGCACCAACACCAGGGAGUGAGGAGACCAAGGCGGCAGACGAGGGCAAAAAGGGCAGUGAGGCGGCCAUACCUGAAGGCACCGGCAGUGGGAGCUCGUCAAAGUCCCCUGACUUCGAGAGGCUGCUGGAGCCCUUUGCGCACAAUCGGCUGUUCAGGGGCGGCGAUGCACUCGAAAGAAAGUCAGGCACACGCAAUGCAGCACAACACAGCAUAGCACAAUUCAAGGAAGUGCUUCCAGAUGAGCGCGCGGAUGAUCUCUGUCUGUGUGCAGUGUGGUGAUAGUGCAUGACGUCGAGGAGGUGGAGUCGAAGCGGCUCAUCACUCCGGGUCUGUUCCUGGGAGCUGACCUUGAACAGGCAGCCGAAUUGGUCAGUCAGUCGGACAGAUACACAAUCUCAUAGAGACGCCCAUGACAGCCGGCGUGUGUCCAUCUCUGCGCUUUUCAGGUUCGGAGUGGCAAGGUGGCGCCAUCUCGGUUCCGAUUCUUCCUUGGUAGACAAACCGGCUGCAUGAGGGACAGGACAUCGAAGCAUCCACACAUUUCUGUUGGUGUUACUCUUGUUGCCCAGGAAUGUGCGGCUGGACCGUCCCUCAACUGCAGGUAUUGUACGCCAUGAAUGCUGCCACACAGACAGACAGUCUCAAGUGGCUGACCUGGUAUGUUACCUCUCUUCUGUGCAGCUUGAGUGCGACCGCCAUGUGUGGUUCGUAUCACGGGAGGAGUUUUCAUCCGAUGACACAGCGGCCAACGCGACAGACGCCUCACAGCCAAAGGACGAGACCAGCACCGCCGCACCCACUCAGGAGGCCCAGGCCCCUCGUGGCAGCCCCAGGGAACGCGCAGCCAUCGAGCGGUUUGCGUUUGUCGAUGUGCGUGAUGAGGAGGAGCUGAAGGACUUCCGCGCCUCUCUGUGGGGGUCGGCGAUGCAGAGUCUGGGGAAGGGGGGCGGCGGCGAGGAGUUCCAGAGGCUGGCCGAGUUCCCAAGGGGAGAUGUCGUCUUCAAGUGAGGGCGGCGGAGGAGGACGCAGCACCUCGUGGGCGCAUCUAGGUUGCAUGUUAUGUUGUUUGUGUGUUUGCGCCAUCUCAGGGGCAUCCAGGAGUUGGCUGAGCGACACUUUGAGGAGCACUAUCGGCCCGUACUGACUUCGCUGCAUCCUGCAGGGCCGUCAGCAUAGCCACGGCUAGAAACGAAGGGAAUGGGGAUUCAUCGUCUGAGUGACUGACUGACCCGCCAACGGGUUGCUGACAGUUCACUGCACAGUUGUCAGUGCAAAUCAGUGACUUGUGAGUUGUUAUGAGCGCUACGACGUUGACGAGAUGGACACUGUGACAUUUGGCGAUGUUGAAAGGUUUGAG
Messenger RNA from Vitrella brassicaformis, 2380 nucleotides. Lineage: Eukaryota; Vitrellaceae. The record is from the annotation of a GenBank genome assembly.